AUUGUAAGUGACUUUCUUUCGCUGGGUCCCUUGAUAGAAUACUCGAAGCGUGUGACGCCUUUGUUUGGGUAAUGACAUUGCAUUUUGUAUCUGCACGCAUAAUUUUGUACAGGGACGUGGGUUAGUGUAGAGCAGAAAAAACAGUUCUGGACGGGGUCAAGAUCAUACCUUCUCAACAACAUUUCUUCAUCUUUGCUUGAUUACGGCUGUAUACUUAGAAAAAUGAGUAGUGAGGCAAAGGAGGUUUUGUAUACACCAGUUAAUAUCGAAGAAGGCACUACACGAAAAAGACCUAAUAAGCGACCUCUCAUUAUUGCUCUCGUGGUAGUCACUGUAAUUCUGCUGACAAUCAUCAUUGCGCUCGCUGUUGUCUUCACGAGAGAAAAGCAGUCCAAAGCGGACAAACCUGUUACCAAACCCCAACCAAGCGUGACACCAACCCCGAAACCUAUACUACCACCACCGACCGGACCCCCGGAGGCGGAUGGCCCCUACAAAAAUGCCGUAGUAGCAUCGGAUGCCGGUCCCUGCUCGGAGAUUGGCCGGGACAUUUUAAAGAAAGGAGGUUCCGCCAUGGAUUCGGCGAUUGCAGCCUUGUUCUGUGUUGGUGUAUACAACAUGCAUUCCGCUGGAGUGGGUGGGGGCGGGUUUAUGAUGGUAUACAAGAAGAGUACGAGGUUUGUAGAGGCGAUCGACUUUCGUGAGGAGGCUCCAGGGAAAGCUACUAAAACGAUGUAUGUUGGAGGGAGAAUGAGCUCCAAAUUAGGCGCAGCGGCCGCUGGUGUCCCCGGUGAGGUGAAAGGAUUCUUUGAAGCCUGGAAGAAGUACGGUAAACUGCACUGGGUGGAUCUUGUUCAGCCUGCCAUUGACAUGGCGAGAAAUGGAUUUCCGUUUGGUUACGCCGCUUACAGCGCGGCUUCAUCAACGGCAAGACGUUCACCGGUUUUCAAAGCCAUUCCUGGAUUCAGGGAUCUUCUAUUUAACAAGGACGGCGAGCUAAAAAAGCCAGGAGAAUUACUGUACAUGCCAAAGUUUGCCAAAACCUUGGAACGAAUCCGGAAUGACCCUGAGGACUUUUACAACGGUGAACUUGCCAAAGAUAUUGUACAAGACAUUAAGGAUGGAGGUGGUAUUAUCACCUUAGAUGAUUUGAAGAACUAUAAAGUCAAAUUCAAGAGACCAACGAACGGAACUGUGGGAAACUACUCGUGGUACUCUACUCCUCCCCCGGGGAGUGGGGUGGUGUUAGGUUUCAUUAUCAAUAUUUUAAAAGGUAAGCUACUUUCUACCUUCAUUAUUAACGUCUCAGCAUUGAUAGAUCCUGAAUUAUUAUAAAACCUAACUAGGUGGGAGGAAAUACUCCGAAGAUAUAGCGGGAAUUAAUAUCCAUUAACGGUGAACAGCAUGACUCCACUCUCCAUACGGAGUGCACCACUAAGGAAUGGCGUAACUGACUGGUGAGACAACAAUUUUUAAAAACGAUUACGGAGAAGAAGACUUCAUCUCAA
Orbicella faveolata is the source of this 1508-nucleotide messenger RNA. Its product is annotated as scoloptoxin SSD14-like. The record is from RefSeq and is a predicted model, not a curated record. Gene Ontology annotation, cellular component: plasma membrane. Lineage: Eukaryota; Metazoa; Cnidaria; Anthozoa; Scleractinia; Merulinidae. Gene Ontology annotation, molecular function: glutathione gamma-glutamate hydrolase. Gene Ontology annotation, biological process: glutathione catabolic process.